GAAAAGUCUUCUCCAUGGACGAGAACCAGCCCUUGAGCAGCGUUGACUCGGAAUACGACAUGGGAUCUAUCCAGAGGGAUUUGAACUUCCUGGAAGACACCUCCUCCUUGAAGGAAAUGGUUCUGGCCAACCCACCAGCUCCCAGGAUGAACCCCUCUUUCAUUGGCCUGAGGCCGCCCAAUCCGGCGAUGCAGGCGUUGGCGGCCCAGAAAAGGGAAGCCCACAAUCGCUCCCCGGUCAGCUUCCGAGAGGGGCGCAGGGCAUCGGACACGUCCCUGACACAAGGAAUUGUAGCCUUCAGGCAACACCUUCAGAACUUGGCCAGAACCAAAGGCAUCCUGGAGCUGAACAAAGUCCAGUUGUUGUAUGACCAGAUGAGGUCAGAAGACGAACCUUCUCUGGAAUCCGCUUCUCCUCACUUCCAGGACCUUGAAAGCAGCUCCCGGCAGGAAGAGGCAUCCUUGCCGCAGGAGGCGGCUUCCAACUUCCCCGGCAGCCUCCAUCCCCCGUUGCUAUCCAGGCGCCAGAGCUUAGAAACGCAGUACCUACAGCACCGGCUUCAGAAGCCCAGCCUGCUUUCCAAAGCCCAGCACGCCUGCCAGAUGUUUUGCAAGGAGAUCCCUCGGAGCCUGGAACAGCAGCUGCAGGAGCACAGGUUGUAUCAGAAGCACCUCUUCCUCCAGAAGCAGUCCCAGCUGCAGACCUACUUCAACCAGAUGCAGAUUGCCGAGGGCACCUACUCCCGCUCCAGCCAGCUGCCCCUCCCUUGCCACGAGGAGCCCCCUCCUCCUCCUCUCCCUCCCUCCCAGUUCAGCCUGGUGCCACCCUUGAGCCCCGUCAUGGAGCCUCCGUCUGCCGAAGACAUGCAAUACGGCCCUUUCCUCAGCCAGUAUCAGAAGCUGCAGCUCGACCUGCAGCCUCCCCCCGCCCUCCACGGCUCCCCCCAGGCUCCAUCCCAGCAGCACUAUCCCUAUCCGACUUGCGAAGGCCCGCUCGGCCUCUCCCCCGACCUAGACUAUGCCGGCCAGCCUCAGUUUCCCCUGGACCCCAGCCAGCAGAGUGGCGUCGCCAUGACCAACGUCCAAGGCGGCUCGGAACCUCCUGGGCCUCAGUCCAGCUACGACCCCUUAAACCUGGCCCAGUUGCCAGGGCUCCUGGACUGUGAAAUGAUGGAGACGGUCGAUCCCCAACACGGAGGCUACGUCUUGGUCAACUAGCCGCUUAAGCGGGAGCUUUCUUGGAGAAGGGGCACGACGGUGGGCCGAACUCAAGUCAUACCGUGGCCGCGGAUUUCCACCGGGACUCCGUGGCUGCUUCUCCGAGCUUCAUGGAUGAAGAUCUUAACCCUCUGAACUGGUACUAGCGGAGAAGGGCCAGGGCUUCCCUUCCCAGGAGGGGCUGAAGGCAGGCCCUGCGCCUUCACACAGAACAAAGAACGACUCUUGAAGGGACGGGGGCAACCCGCGUCCGAGAAGGUCUUCUCGCUUCUAGGAGGAUCUCUGGUCCUUCCAGAAAUCUUGGGUGUUCCACUCAACCUCUGUCAGAGGAAAACCUGGGAGAAUUCAGGAAGAGGAGUGAAUUUGCUCUACACCAUACUUGGCAAUAAAAGCAAUACAUUAUUAUUAUUAUUAUUAUUAUUUUUCCCUUUGGAAUCUGGCCGACAUGGAAGCCAGACAGGAAUGUAGGAUGCUUCAGAAUUGGUCUGCUAAGUUAGGUUAGGCUGUAGAUCAGAAGUGGGGGGACGAUGGCCGCCUUAGGACUUGUGGACUUCCAAAUCCCAGAAUUCCUGAGAAUUUUUGGGAGUGGAAGUCCACAAGUCCUGAAAGGGCCACCAUUCCUGAACCUUUGUGUAGAUGUUCUUCAGAGGACGUGCAGGAACUCUUGGGACUUCUUUCUUUCGUUGGCCGGAUGACUUGCAGGGGGGGGACGCCAAAACUUUGCACAUCUUGUGAACUCCCCGGGUUGCCGACGAAAGCUUCCCAUCGGUCCCUCUUGAAAUUCCGCUCGGGAGUCAACACCUAGGACCGUUGAAGUCGUCCUCCAGAGGUCAGCAAGGAAGGAGAACCAGGACUCUGAAGCUAAAGCAGCAUCAAAGCAAGCUUGGGAAGGACUUGAUCACUGGACAAAUUGUUCUAAGCUGCCCUUGGUAGCUUUAUUUUAUUUUUUUUCCUUCUUUUUCUUUUUUUUUUUAGAGGAAGCAAACCCACUUGGACUUCAAGAGUGUUGCGUUGGUGAUGGUUCUUAGUCUUUGCAUAUUUGGGCAACUAUUUAGGGGUGUAGUGUUUUAAGGACAAAGCAGAAUAUGCUUAUCAGAAAACCCAUGUGAAGUGAUAGUGCCGUGCCUUUUUUCCCCCCCCCUGUUCUUUCUAAGGCCCUUUCUCUCUCUCUCUUUUUUUAAUUCUGAAGUUCUUUUCUUCUUUUUUUUAAACCCCCCACCCCAUAUCUCUUGUCUAGGCUGACACCAAAGUCCCUUCAGAGCCCAGGUUCCACCGUGUGGAAUGCGGGCUUCGGGUUCCUUCGCCCCCCACCAUAAUUCUUUCUGACCCCCCUCAUCUAGAGACCUGAUUUUCAUUUCCCUUUGGGGGGGGGGGGGAAAUAGAAGAAGUAUUACAGCAAUAUUUAGGAUCGGUAACCAUUGACUCGUUCAUCACUUCGACAGGCCUCUCUAGGAAAAACAUACUUUGUUCCAAGAGGAGGGGGCGGGGCUUAGCGUUUGAGACACACCGG
Thamnophis sirtalis is the source of this 2727-nucleotide messenger RNA. The record is from RefSeq and is a predicted model, not a curated record. NCBI's taxonomy places the organism in Eukaryota, Metazoa, Chordata, Lepidosauria, Squamata, Natricidae.